This is a messenger RNA of Exophiala aquamarina CBS 119918, 4245 nucleotides long. RefSeq lists its product as uncharacterized. Gene Ontology annotation, cellular component: TRAPPII protein complex. The record is from RefSeq and is a predicted model, not a curated record. The transcript has a single exon. Gene Ontology annotation, biological process: intra-Golgi vesicle-mediated transport; early endosome to Golgi transport. Bases 1 to 4245 code for a protein of 1414 amino acids. Lineage: Eukaryota; Fungi; Ascomycota; Eurotiomycetes; Chaetothyriales; Herpotrichiellaceae.
AUGGACGGCGCGGACACAACCCCCUCCAAUUCCAAGGUGAUUGUUCAAUGCACGGAUCCAAGCAAUCUAUUCGAUUCGGUCGAGCCUCGCCUCUCCUCCAGAAGUCCCCUCAAGAACCUUCACUGGAAGUCCCCUAACCGACCCCUGCGCUCCAUCCCAAACCUUAAUAUUGCUCUGACUCGUGAGCAGACUGCAAACGGUUCUCAUGCCAGUAUUCGCCGCCAUCAGAUUCCUGGCUUGCGCGAAACUCCCUAUGUCAAGCUCUACUUGCUACGAUGCGACGACAAGGAAACGUACAAGGAGAAGGCCAGGAAAGAGGUUCGCCAAUGGGUUAAGUCAGUGACUCCCACGGGGGAGUCAAAGUCUGCUCUCAAAACACAGGAGAAUCACGACGCUUCCGAGUGGUUGAUAGUGCACGUGGUCUUGUCAAAUACUCCGGCAGCCAGUCAACCACGUUCCUCUAAACACAUCACCUUGGAGACUGCCGAGAGCACCGAUAGCGUUAAUAGCAAAUCGAAAUGGUCUGGCAAGAGUUCUUCUACUAUCUUCGACAAGUUACGGGCCGAUUUCAGCAGCAGUUCAAAAUCCUCCAUCACCCGCGUGUCCCAGAUUAGGCUUCUUGAGCCCAACGACAAGUCGACUGCGUUGACACCGGCUGAGCUGGAAGAACAAUGGCAAGAUUUAGUGGAAUGCCUGAAGGCCUGCAUCCUGCGAUCGUUCGAUGCUCGAGUAGCACAAUACGAGCUUGAUAUUCGGGAAAGAGAUAAUCAAAGAAGUCUGCCAGGCUGGAAUUUCUGCACCUUCUUCGUCCUGAAAGAAGGCCUAGCCAGAGGCUUUGAAAAUGUUGGUUUAUUGGACGACGCUCUUUCUGUCUAUGACGAGCUCUCGGUAGGAUUGGACACUCUCAUCAAAGAAGCGUCGGAGAAGGGAGACGAUGACGAGAACGGCGCACUGCUUCUCUUCUCCAAGGAAUCCAAAGCCCUUCUUAGGGCCGCGCUGGAGGCAAACACUAAGGUCACCCCCAUUCCUAGUCACAACGUCCCGAUGCACCUGUCUCAACUUCUCGUGGCUGAUCGUGCACAUUUUCCUUUUGAUGUCGACCGCCAAAGAUAUCGCGAACUAAUCUUGUCCAACGAGGUAUCGGCAUUGGAUCUGCGAGUGUACCUCUUUACUAGACAAAUCGAGAUCCUGCUCAGGCAGGCUGAAGCGCCUUCACCAACCGUGCAGGCUCCACAGAAGACUGCCAUUAAUCUCCACAUUGUUGGGGAUGUCGCAGAGCGGGCGACUCACUUUAUCAACUUAGCUGGUCGUAUUCUUCGCCUUGAGCUUUACAUGGCCUGGGGCGGUCAGGAAGGUUUAAGCGAGGAAGAAUUGCACAGUCAACGAACCGUGACAGGAAACAUUGUUUCAAGCUGGACAUGGUGUGCAAUUUUGCAGAUUCUUAGCAAAGUCACCCCAGCUUUGGGAGUUGACCUAGUGUACUGGACGAGUUCACUGUCGAUUGACGCACUGGAACUUGCUCAGAAUGCGGAAGCUGCACCAGAGACUCUCUUGUCUGAUGUAGAAACGCAUCUUCAUCGCUUGUCCCUCGCUUCCAAUCUUGGAUCUUCUUCCCGCGACCAACCCCUUGAUCGCAACCAUAGACACAGCAUGAUGGCAGAUAGCACAAAUCUCCAACAGGUACUACUCUCCCGCCCUGGUUCAGAAAGGUUGCUGUUCUGGGUUUCAAAGCUGUCUCUAAUGGCGAGGCGUGUCCUUCAGAACUUGGAGGCAGCUAAGGUGUGGACUGCCGAGUUGAAAAAAUGCGUUACAAUGGCGCUGAAGGGGCAGGAAACGCGCCUAGACUGUGAUUCGGAAAUCAUCGAUGAUACAGGCGAUGGCGAAAGCGAUGGCGAAGGCCUUGCAGGGCUGCAAUCACAAGUACUCAGGGCAGUGGCGAUCUCUAGAACGACGUUCCUAGAGCUAUACAUUCUGCUGACAAUAUUUUCAUACCGUCUUCUGGGUCGUACCAAAAGCUACACAGCACUGCAUCAAGCUUUGGUUGAUCUCGUAGAGUUCGAAUACGCGCAGAAGAAUUUUGCUAUUGCAGCGCGAUAUCUUGGCAGCAUCCUUGGACCCUUGCCUCGACCCUCUAGGCAUCCGGCGGAUAAUCAUCUACUCCGAAUAUAUGCCGACUGUCUAAGGCAUCUAGACAGACCCAACGAAUAUGCGAAAUGUCUCAUUUCGUGUUUGCAAUCUGUGCCGCAUGAUAGAGUUCAAGCUUCUCCAGAUUCGUCCAAGGACAUCCAGCCCCUUCAAGCUCAGCUCUCGGAAGUGUUGAAGGUUGUCACCCCGAUCACACUGCGACUGACAAGCAUUUUCCAUGUGUCGGAUAUCGCAACCACCAUCAGACACCCAGAGGGCAAAGAUGGAUUCGCUCUCCAGAUUGCUCUCCAAACCUUAUCGGGGCCCUCGGCCAUCCUUGCACAUGAGAUCAGGCUUAGAUUGUCAGCAAAAGAUGGCCAUGAACCGCGGUACAUUAACCUACAGUCUUCAGGCCCGGUACAGAUCACGGAAAGAGCCACUGCUAUAGUGCUUGAGACCUCGGUCAUGAGCCAAGGCUGGUACAAGGUUGAUGAGAUUGAAGCUCGAAUUGGUAACCUAAGGCUCCUCCAUCAUUUUCAAUCUUUACAUGAAGCCGAUCAGAAUGAGGAAGAGGACUCGAGAACGCCUCGGACGGCGGUUGUGCCAAUACUUGUGUAUCCGCAUGAUCGGUCAUUUGCAAUUCGGAUCCGAUCUUCGUCGACGCUGCAUCUGUCCGAAACAAGGCGGCUGUGGAUUGAGGUCCGACCCGGCCACAAUCAUAUCACACAAUGCAGGCUGCGACUCAAAACUGCUACAGCCGGAUUGAGACUUAAUGUUCAUGAUGCCCGGUUAAUUGGCAGUGACCGAUCUCCGGACAGCUUGCGAACGGCUCGCGAAGGGGACACGCUCUUAAUGGUGAUUGACGAGCUGACAGCGGAAUCCCUGGUGGUCAUCGAAAUCCCAUAUACGUUGGAAAUCCCGUCUAGUGCCUCGAUUUCCAUCCGGAUUGACGCGGGUUAUGAGACACAGCACGGCUCAUUCAACCUUUACGAGACGGCGGCUGUCAAUGUGCUACUUCCUGUAAUAGUCAAUGUGCAGGAUGUUUACAGGCCCUUUUGCACUUACUCUCGCUUUACGAUAAGCCCAUCCACCCUCGUCCCGCUAACUCUCUUGAGUUGUCAUUUAAAGGAGAACGAGUAUUAUGCGGUGGAGCUGCCCGACAAGCAUCAGGACAGCGUGGUGGUGUUCCCAAGACAACCAGCGAGCUGGACUGUGCGGCUGGUGCCGAAGAACGAGGAAGCAUGCAGGGCGACCCGCAAGCUUACUUUAGUGGUCGAGUACCAGUGCCUUGACGACGUGAUUCUCUCUGCGCUCGAGGAGCACCUCAAGUCGGCGCUUCUAUUGAGUGAUUAUGCGUUUGCGGCAAGGCUGCUAUCGUCACAUUUGGAAGACCAAGUUCGCGGAGCCUGGACCGAGCAAGACCUCGAGGUAGCCGGGCUUACACAAGAGAUGGAGAUUUGGGACAAGGGGGAUCUGGACUGGCCCAGUGUGUUAUGUGCGAUUGAUCGGAGUGAUAGGGCGGGUUUGGAUGCGUGGCUGUCGUCAUGGCAUGCCCAAUCGCGGUCGAUUCAACUGUCAGGAGCACAGUGGUGUCGACGCCAGCUCAGACUACAGGUUGAUGUACCGCCGCCACCACUGGUUGUGGUCGCCAAUUUACAGAUUCAAAAGAAACCAUCAGAGGAAGCGACCGCCACCGUUGGACAGCCGUUGCUAGCGGUUCUGGAGUUGAGCUUAUCCAGGCCGCAGUCGGAGCCCAUCGAAGGGGUCUUUGAACUUGUGGCGGUGGCAGAUUCGUGGUUGAUUGGAGGACGGCGCAAGGGGAAUGUGCAACUCCAACGUGAGUGUGUAGAAAUCCCAACAGUUCUCUUCCCACAACAGGUUGGGUAUCUGCUACUCCCUACAGUCACAAUCAAAUGUCGAAGAAAAGUCAGGCGAAGUGAAAAGGGCAGUCGUGAUAGCUGGACAGAGGUCAACAGUGAGGUAUAUAACACCGGACAGGGCCGCAGCAUCCUUGUCAUCCCGGAUCUCCGGAGCACCACCGUGGAGGUGUUUGGAGCUGCUUCAGACAGUGGCACAGGGAGACUGGUAGGGACGAGACACCGGGGGCACCUGAUAGGAUGA